GCUCCGCGCGGGCGGCGAUGAAGCCGGCGCGCGCGGCCGUGUGGAACGCGAGGGCCGCGCUGCUCUACUCGCUGGGCGGCUGGACCGCGCUGGGCGGCCUCAUCUACUACAGCCGCAUGGAAAAAGCCAGCACCGAGGGUGAAAAUGAUCCUGCUGCAAACGAAGGGAUCCGCAAAGAAGUACGCGUUAAGGAGUAUCCUUUUGGAUUGACAGUGAGAACAGAAAUAACAUACAGAGAGGAACAGCCUCCUAUUACGCGACUGCUCAGGCGUGUGGUAUCAUUCUUUGUUCCUGAUGACAGCCCUCCUUCCGAAAAGUGAGCUGUUGAGAAGCUCAGAACAUUGUGCUGGACCUCUGAGAACAUCAUCCCAGACCACUGCUGGAAAACUGUCCCUUGCAUUGCUGAAACAGCAGCUCUGCCCAGCUGGUGCGAAGUUGCUUUCCCAGCUAAUGUGCAGGAUGUACCUGGGUGUCCAGGAUGUACCCAGGAUGGCUCCUAUCUGAAAUGGAUACUUUAGGAGUGAUUAGUAGAUGGGAAGGAAUGUGGUUUCAUGUUUUGAUGUGAGAGUUCAUAACGGUCCUUCAAAUAAAAGCUCACAAGAGAUGA
This is a messenger RNA of Catharus ustulatus (Swainson's thrush), 607 nucleotides long. RefSeq names its product small integral membrane protein 26 (gene SMIM26). The record is from RefSeq and is a predicted model, not a curated record. The transcript has 2 exons. Bases 18 to 320 code for a protein of 100 amino acids. Gene Ontology annotation, cellular component: mitochondrion. Lineage: Eukaryota; Metazoa; Chordata; Aves; Passeriformes; Turdidae.